AUGAGAGCUGGGCAGGAGAGAGGAGGCACAGACCAAGGAAAAGAAAAGCAAAAGGGAGAAGGACAAGAGGAAGAGUGUGCAGGCAUUGAUGCAGGUCACAAAGAGCAGAAAGAAGGACAAGAGAGACCAGAGGGAGGAGAUGGACCAGGUGGCAGCAUCCAAAGAGUAGGAAGAGAAAGUGCAAGUCCUGUUUCAGGUGGUAGAGGCCAGAGAGGUUCAAGAGGAGGAAAUAUUGCAGGUCCCAGCGCUGGAGGUAAAGGAAGAAGGAGGAGAGGGAGAGGAGGCAGAGAUGCAGUGGAGGACAGAAUUCAGGUUCUCCAAAAUGAGAGAAGGAUACAGACAGAGGCGCUGAUUCAGCAGAUGAGCGAGGUGGAGCUACGACAAUUAACAACCCAGCUCUUCGCCCGGGAACCUGGAUUAGUUGUCGAUGCCCUAAUUUCACUCCAAGGCACACCCACUCUCCCACCUGCUGCUGCUCUUCCAUGGUGCACCUGUGGAAACUGCAGGGAAAUGGCUACAGACGCUGAAAGAAAGUGCUGUGGCCGGGGGCCUGACCACUGCAUCAGCAAACUGCCGCACUUUGAACUGUACUGUUUGGAAGAUGGUUAUUUGCGUCUCCACAGACAGUACAGAAAUGAUGUGUUGGUUUUAGGUGAACCUAGAGAGCCAGGGGAUGAUAAUAGACAAUUCAGGUAUGCUGCCUAUCGGCAAUAUAUCUUUUGGCAGCAUGGGGCCCUGGGUCAGGGUAACCACCGUGUUAUUCCCAGCUGCUGUGUAUGGAGAGUAAGGGACAAAUACCCUGAUCCACAGGGCCAGUACACAGGCUUUGUACCCACCAUUUAAUCAAACUCAGGCUUUGUAACCACUAUU
Messenger RNA from Sphaeramia orbicularis (orbiculate cardinalfish), 870 nucleotides. RefSeq lists its product as uncharacterized. The record is from RefSeq and is a predicted model, not a curated record. Gene Ontology annotation, cellular component: membrane. The coding region runs from base 1 to 843 and encodes 280 amino acids. Lineage: Eukaryota; Metazoa; Chordata; Actinopteri; Kurtiformes; Apogonidae. Gene Ontology annotation, molecular function: ATP binding; monoatomic ion channel activity; purinergic nucleotide receptor activity. Gene Ontology annotation, biological process: monoatomic ion transport. The transcript is spliced from 2 exons.